AUGGCCGGACGUUUCGAUCCUCGACCGGAGGAUAACCAAAUGCCGAUGCAUUUUUUCCGUGCAAUCCGACGUCGACGCAAUGCUCGAGCUGCUGAGCUGAACGCCGUUCAAGAACAAGCUCCAGCAGUUGCCGAUGAAGCUCCAGGAGCAGUUGAUGGCGCAGCUCCAGCAGAAGACAAUGCCAAGCCAGCCGAGGGCACUGACGGCACAGUUGCUGUGCCCGAUUGGCCACAUCGUUUUGAGUUCACGAUCGAAACAACUGCCUCGACUCCCGAGAUCCGUCAGGUUGACAUCGCGGGAUUGAAAUGGUAGGAAGAGUACAGUUAACGGUGAAAAGAAUUAUCAAUUUGAGGCAAGUCGUCGCAUGGAUCUACCAAAUCGAGCCGGGAAUCAAGGGAGUCCGUGUGAUGCUGAGCUGCCACGGAAUUUCAAAAAACGACGUGUAUGGCGUCAAAACCAGACUGUAUCAGGAUCUCCUACUGAGCAGAGAACCGGUUCAGACAACAUGUUAUCUGCACUUUGACCAUACGCACCGCACUUCUCUGCACCCGGACGUGUUCAUCUUCUCUGAUUCCAAGUAAUCAACAAAAUAGUUAUUCAAAGCACAAAUCAAUUUGUUAUCAGACGCGACUAUAAGCCGAUAAAUGUUGUAUUCGUGAUCGAUGAAGUCGAACCGGUCGCCCAAUUUGAUUGGCAUAAUCAGAGAUGGCCGAAAGGAACAAGUUGGGUGCGGUACGGUCUGACAUUCGGAGUUCUGAUGUAUGAGAGAGCAAUGACAGCUGCCAAUCCAGAAUUCGAUCAAAUCCGACGGGAUCUUGAGACAGAAGUCUGUUCUCAGGAGGAAAAGAAGGCGUUCUUUGAAUUCUCAAGCAUGUUCUUCAAUCGGUCGAGCGUGGGGACCGACCAGUUUCUGGUGAAUUUCCGAAACGGAAUCAAGUUCGGAUUCACCAACACCUGGGAGAAUUGGGACCGUCAGGACGCCUUGCUCGACUUCAAGACAAGGACCGCUCUUCCCUUCUACCAACACUUCAGCAUUCUCGUGAGUCACCAUCAAAAAGUGCUAAAAACUGAUUUCUUCUUUCCAGAGAAGUCCAAAGAAACUGAUUGAAGUCGUGGGGCACACGGUGUGCAAGGAGUUCCGCGCGGCUCUCGAUCCAUUGGAUUCGCUCUUCCGCGCUCAGGUUGUGGACAUGCCGAACGAUGUCUGUCCAAAGUGGUAAGGAACGGCAAGAAUACAAAGAAAAUUACUCAUUUUACAGUCAAGUAACGCUCUAUCUGGAGAAAACGCGGAGCGUCGAGGACGAGAAGGUUACGGACGAAACGGAGGAGCACGAGAAAUGGAUGCUUCUCGUUGGAUUCAUAUUUGAGCCGGAGGGCAAGAAUAGCUACCUGAUGACCUGUGAAGUCAAGCUGGAAGAUGAUCAAGCUGAGCUGAAAACGGUGAAAACUAAGCGUGUCAUUCACAAGAAGCAACGGACUGUUAAUAUUCUUAUUGACGUCAUUGACGAGGAACUUGUCGAGAAGAUCAAGAAGGAUUUGAUUAAAGUGACGGUCACAAUCGACGCGAAAAAGACGAAUGCACGGGACACGUACAAUUCUCUGGACAGAUCGGACCGUGAAAUGCCGGGACCUGUGGACACGUGGUUUGUGUGCGGCGAAGAAAAGGCUCGAAUCGGAGUGAACCGUAUGGUGAGUUGUGCCGCCUCGCUCUCUUUCCUCUCAUAACAUACUUUUCAGUUCCUGAGCACACAUUCUCGUUUUCUGCGCAAAAUGUUCCACGACAAAAUGUGGCCUGAUCAUGCUAAGGAUGAGUUCAACUUCUUCGAGGACAUCAGCAUCGUCUGGAAAUCGCUUUGCGUGAUAUGGCACCACAGUCAGGCUCUCAAUGGGACAGACCAAAAGUGCUUUGAGCUGAUGCAUAUGUGGAACAGCGACAGAGCCCAACAUUAUCUGGAUAUGAUGGUGCUCACAACAGCGUAUAUUGAGAGUUCGGACAAAAUUGACUUUGCGUACGCGUACAACUUGAACAUGACUAAGGUUAACAACGUUUUAGCGUGUGCUUUAUCAGUUUACCGUAUUAUUUCAGUACGUCUUGCGCCACCCCAACUACGCCAGCAACUAUCGAAUCAACAUCAACAACACUUUAGCCGAGAAGUUGAAGGAUCCUGUAUACCACGAGCUCGACAAACAUCGAAAAACACACGAGAAACCUGACUACAGUGGAGAUAAGAAAGCCCAAGAGGCUGUUUUCUUGGAACGCCAAAACAGGGCGAAGCGUGCACGCUUGGAACCUGAAUCGGAUCAAUCGGAAUCUGAGAGCGAUGGAGUCAUCAGUGACAAACGCAAGAGAAGUGCUCCACGGCGAUCUGCUUCAAGACCAUCUACGUCUGGACCGUCGACUUUUCCACCACCGGUACGUAUCUCUGAAUUGAAAUUCUCAACAAUUUUCCCUUUACAGCUUAUUCCAUUUUCUGUCGGAAUGUGGAACCUCGCCUCAGGGACUGCCGGAAGGUGGAAUCUCUCCUCACUGUCGCAGCCUGGACCAUCAACUUCUGGACAGUCGCAGCAUGGACCAUCAACUUCUGGACAGUCGCAGCCUGGACCAUCAACUUCUGGACAGUCGCAGCAUGGACCAUCAACUUCUGGACAGUCGCAGCCUGAACCAUCAACUUCUGGACAGUCGCAGCCUGAACCAUCAACUUCUGGACAGUCGCAGCCUGGACCAUUCGGAUUUAUUCACAAACGAAGACAUGAUUAG
Caenorhabditis sp. 36 PRJEB53466 is the source of this 2758-nucleotide messenger RNA. The record is from the annotation of a GenBank genome assembly. Lineage: Eukaryota; Metazoa; Nematoda; Chromadorea; Rhabditida; Rhabditidae.